UUUUAGGGGAAGUCCCGAAAAGUGUGGAUUUUAUUUUCGGCACAAUUUAUUGCAACAACUUGUUUAAGAGUUAAUAUUUUUCUAACUGUUUCGUUUGUUGCAUUAAAAUGACCGUCGAUGGCAGCAGUGACUCUAUUAUACUAGCUACGGGAAGCUAUGAUCAUACCAUACGGUUCUGGCAAGCUCAUAGCGGGGUUUGUUUACGAACAGUUCAACACCCAGAUUCGCAAGUAAACGCAAUGAAGAUUACACCAGAUCGGGGAUUGCUUGCAGCUGCAGGGUAUCAACAUGUCAGAAUGUACGACGUAAAGUCAAUGAAUCCGAACCCGAUCAGAUGUUACGAUGGUUUGGGGAAGAACGUGACGUCAGUUGGAUUCCAACAAGACGGGAAGUGGAUGUUUACCGGGGGGGAAGACUGCAUGGCAAGGAUAUGGGACAUGAGAGCUCGAAGCAUCCAAUGCAACCGAAUGUUCCAAGUUAACGCACCCAUUACCUCAGCGUGCUUACAUCCUAACCAGGGUGAACUGAUUGUGGCCGACCAAAGUGGUUGUAUCAAUAUAUGGGAUCUAAAGUCGGAUAAAACAGAACGUCUGAUUCCUGAACCAGACGUUGCAAUCAACUGCAUUGACAUCGAUGCAGAUGCAAGCUACUUGGCUGCUGUCAAUACUGAAGGUUCAUGUUUUGUAUGGAGUGUUUCUCAACGCAAGUCAUUGGAAGGCGUGAUACAAGUGAACCCACGUGCCAAACUAAAAGCUCAUUCACGAUACGCCUUGAAGUGCAAGUUUAGUCCAGACUCCGUACUCCUCGCAACGACAUCGGCCGACCAGUCUGUCAAAGUUUGGCAAACCUCUCACUUCCAGCAUCUAUCCACACUAAAGUUAUGCAACACCGACCCUGCGGACCCCCCACACGGUUGGAUGUGGGAUUGUGAAUUCUCAGCUGACUCCCAGUUUAUAAUAACAGCAUCAUCGGACUGUGUUGCUCGACUGUGGAACAUAGAAACAGCAGAAGUGAAGAGGGAAUAUAGUGGCCACUCGAAGGCGGUAGUGAGCUUGGCGUUCAGCGAUUCCACGUGAAAGAAAUUAAUUCUCGAACUCUGUGUCGUCGCCCCUCCGAACUGUUCCGAAACGUUCCGAACCGAGAGUUUCGUAUAGAGACAGAAAAGUUAGAAUAAUGUGAAAAUAUAUGAUGUUUUUACUCCAGUCAAAAGUAUUGGUAAUCAUGGCUUCGGUUAUAGGGUGGGAUGGGGAAAGAUGGGACACCUUUCAUUCUGUUUUCUCGUCCCGUUUGGUAGUAAACAAAGAACAUUCAAAGAAUUAUAAAACCGUAUUCUCACGACUCCCAUAGACCGUUGAUAAUUGUUUAAACACGAUCAGGGUGUUUGGAUAUUAUGUGCUGAAAGUGUCCCGUCCUCCCCCACCCCACUUUAUAUUAAGGAGGUGGUCACGUGGGAUGUUGCGUCCUCUUUUAUCGUUCCGUUUGAUAGAAAAACAUUUGUUUACAGAACUAUAUAACCCUCAUGACUUUGGAAGAACGUUGUCAAUUGUUAAAACACGAUUAUGAAAUAUGGGAUAUUAUGUUCUAACGGUAGCCAACUUACCCUACACAACAUCUAUGUAAUUUUCUUUUUGUUUCCUUGACUGAAAUUAGCGCCAAAA
Messenger RNA from Ciona intestinalis (vase tunicate), 1658 nucleotides. The record is from RefSeq and is a predicted model, not a curated record. Lineage: Eukaryota; Metazoa; Chordata; Ascidiacea; Phlebobranchia; Cionidae.